GCGGGCGGGAGUGAGCCCUGGCCCUACCCCUUCACUUUCCACAUUUGUCUUGGGACCCAGGAGGCCUGGGCUGCCUCCCCGCCAGGUUUCCAGAGGCCUAAAGCCCCUGUCAGCAGCACCCUCCCCCUCUACUCCAGCUGCACUUGGCUGCCUCUGGGAAUGCCUGGGCUGACAGGUUAAUUCCUGGAAAAUUCCUGACAUUCCCAAUGGGAGGCCAGCCUGCCGCCCCCACCCUCCCACCUGGCCCUUUCAGCCUUGCAGGGCAGAGCCAGGGAGCAGGGGUGGCUGGGGCAUCUUUUCGUUGGUCCUCCUAAUAGCCCAGAUCCCAUGCUCCACCUGUACUCACGCAGUGGAUAAGCUCGUGGUAGAGGGAAGCCAGACCCGGGCGUUUCUCUCCCGAGGCUGACCCUGGCUAAGGAGGGAGAUGGGAGACCCGGGUGGCUACUAGCAGUCCUGAUCCGAGCCCACAGGCUUGGCUCCCGGUGGUUGGGGGUGGGGGCUCUUUGAGCCCAGCCCUGGGCUGGGCCUUCCAUUACAAGGGGAUUCUCCUGGUGGGCCAAGUCUGCUCCCUGGGUCACAGAGAUGGGGUCUGGGGCCAUUCCUCAGCAUUCCAGAGGGAAGCAGGGUCUGCCCCACCCCACUCAGACUGGGCCGCCAAACUGCAAAAAGUGGGGGAGUCUCCCUUUAAAGGUGGCUCCUAGGGCUAGAGGGAGGGAACAGCUGUCUGCUUGCAGCUCAGCUCAUCGGUUUGGGGGCAAUGGAAACAGAUGGGGAAUUUCCAUUGACUGGUGGUUCCAAGUCUUAACCCAUAGCCCAGUGAAGGGGAGGGGGUGAACAUGUCUCCGGUGGGUUGUCCCCACUCCUCCGCCCUUGUCAGACUCGGGGGGAUUAGAUGCUCAUUGCUCAGGGCCAAUGGGGGAGGGGGCGUCUCCCUGUUUACGGCCCAUCCCCGGGCCGGGGGCCAGGCUUGGCGGGCGUUAACGGCGCCGACCCCUGCCCCUCCCUGCUCCCCAAGGGUGGCGGGCAGGGGAUAAAGUCAGGGCGCAGAUGCAUGGGGCUCACAGGACCCACGGCACAGCAUGGACUCCGCCCUGCUCCUGCUUGGAUUCUUGCUCCUCCUGAGUCCCCAGCCUGGGGUUGGAGAGACACCUCCGGCACCAGAUGAGGAUCCUGGGAUCGGGGGGUCCCAGCCCGCGGCCCCCCGAGGUCGGCCGCCCAGAUCCCUAGGCGGGCUGGACCCCGCUUGCCGGCUACGGAGUCUGCCCCUGCAGGUGAAGGAGCUGGGCCUCGGCUACGCCUCGGACGAGACCAUCGUCUUCCGCUACUGUGCGGGCCGCUGCCCCCGGGCCCGUACCCAGCACGCCCUGACCUUGGCCCGGCUGCUGCAAGGCCAGGCCCAGUGGCAUGGGCUGGGGGAGCCCUGCUGCCGCCCGACCCGCUACGAGGAUGUGGCGUUCCUGGACAACCAGCACCAGUGGCACCACCUACCCGAGCUCUCGGCUGGCGGCUGCAGCUGUGUGGGCUGAGCCCUGGCUCUCUCCCCCCUGCCGCUGCUUCCCUCCUCUCCUCCUGCCACCCUGGGACUCGCUUCUUUCUGUAGCCACCGGGCCCCCUCUUGGUGUCUGGUUGCUUGGGGUGGGAGGAGGCCCCAUCUCACCUCUGCUCUUUGCCCACCCUAAACCAGGGAGACACUUAUUCUCCCUCUCCCACUCUUCUUGCGCUGGGCUCUCUGAUCCGGGGUGGGGGGCACGCUCUGCUCUAUCCAUUCCUAACUUAUUUAUUUAUUGGGGCUGGUGGAUGGGGAGGCUAGUCAGAGCUGGCUGCCGCUGGGGCAGGACGUGGUUGUCUGUCCUCAUUCCCGCUUCAUAAUAAAGAGGAAACU
Molecule: messenger RNA, 1882 nt
Organism: Tachyglossus aculeatus (Australian echidna)
Lineage: Eukaryota; Metazoa; Chordata; Mammalia; Monotremata; Tachyglossidae
Gene: PSPN
Product: persephin
Exons: 2
Coding region: 1080-1526 (148 amino acids)
Molecular function (GO): growth factor activity; receptor tyrosine kinase binding; glial cell-derived neurotrophic factor receptor binding
Source: RefSeq, a predicted model, not a curated record